GAUGCGCUGAGUGCUGAUCAUUUUAUUCAGAGUAUUAUUUGACAAUGUUUAUCAUAAUAGAUCAAUAUUAGAUUUUUUUGUUUUAAUAUCAAAAAAGAUGGAGUGGAUUCAAAAAUUUAUUUGGUGGAUAAUGAUAAUAACUGUGUGCAGUGGUAACAAAAUAUUUGAUAAAUUCGAAUCGGAGUAUUCAUCAAUUUCGUGGAAUCAAAUGGGUGAAUUAAUAAAAUUAUGUUUUGCUGAUCGAACAAAUCCUAUCGUCAUUACUAAGGACUUGAUCGAUUUAAUUUAUGAAAGUUCACGAGACAUUGAUCACCCAAGUGUUAACAUAAUUGAUAGUAAUUAUAAAGCAAAGAAUAUACAAAUAUUCAACCCUGCUUAUCCCACGUAUAUCCUGUCUGCCCAAUCUACUGAUGAACUCGGAGCUCUUUUGGACGCGUUGAAGUUAUCACCCACGUGGAGUGUUACUUCAGUUUUUUUUAUUAUUGGAAUCACUGAAAAGUCUUGUGGAGGCGCGUCGAAAAUGCUGCAAAUACUCUGGAAACUAGAUUUGAUAUCAUCUUAUUUUGUUUGCCAUGAGUCAGAUAAUGAUGAAAUUAUGAUGCUGUACACUUACAACCCAUUCACGAACCAAGCUCCUGAACCUUGGGUAGAAGUGGAAACUUUUGACAAACCUGACAACCAAUGGACUCUCUACAAACAACCUUACUCAAAUGAUAAAAAUAUAUGUCGCAAUCUGACUUUUGAUAAGACUAAAUUUCUUAAUGGCCACACCGUAAAAGCUGCAAUAAAUCCGAUGAUUAAAACAAACUGCACUCAUAAUAAGGUAUUCGAUAUCAAAGAAUUAGGAAAUGUUACUAAUUAUUUUGUUUCUGAAUUUAGUAAUAAUUUAUUUUUGUAUUUAAAUGUAACACCGGUUAUCAAUUACGGUGACGCAGGAUCUAUGGUAAACAAUACUGCAGUAGGAUUUUUGAAAACAUUAAUGAACGGUACCCAUGAUAUUGUUUUAAGUCCACGGCGUUUUGGUAGCUAUUACGAGCAAGUUGAUAUUAUAAACUUUCAUUUUCAAGUUGGCCAUAUGAUAUUAACGCAACGAAUGGAACUCGUUUCGAUAAUUAAAAAUUUUAAAGAAUUUUUGAGUUUUGAAAUUAUUGCCGUCACGAUUCUAAUUUUAUUUAUAACGUUUAUUAUAAUAAUUUUUAAAAACGGUAAUGAUUAUAGUCGUGGGUUUUUAGAUAUUUUACGAUUAUCAUUAAGUGCUGGAAUUUCCGCACCGUUAAAUAGUUUAUCUGUACGGGUUAUAUUUUUUGUUACAACUUUAUACGUUUUUAUAAUGUCUCCAUUUAUACUUGGACAGAUAUUAGCCCUGUCAGUAAAACCCGAUCAUCACUAUCCGGAAAACUUAAAAGAUUUACGUGACUUUAAAUACAACGUUUACUAUCAUGAAGAUUUGAAACCCUUUAUUUCUGACCAGGAGUUGUGGCUCAAUUUAGACAAAAAGUAUUUGCAUAGACUUACUGAAUACCCACUAAGUUGCCAUGACCAAGUUUUAAAUGAUAGUUUAAACGCAUGUGUUACUUCUAUAGCCUAUCAAAUAAUCGCAGCGUACAAGUAUAACUUACAUUUGGCUCAAGAAAAAUUAGAUUUUUUCUAUGUUUCUUACUUAAUUCGUAAGAACUGGAUUUUGAAAAGUGAAAUCGAUAAAUUGGCUUUAAGAUUUUCAGAGCACGGUUUAAUAGACUGUUGGAACAAGCGGGAAUUUAUUUACCGUUUGAACAAAUUGAAAGUUAAAGAAGCAUUAAAGACAGCAGCCUCCAAAUAUGAUGGAGUAGAAUUUGAAAAUUUACUAGGUGUUUACAUAUUUAUGGCACUGAGUUUUGUUUUUACGGUCUUGAUUUUUGUAGCUGAGAUACUGAUAAAGAAAUUUCAGGAUUCACAACACAGAAAAAUAAUUAUUAAAACUUUGGAGAAAAAAGUUGCCUUCGUUGGCGGGCGAUUGAUUCCAAUAAAACAAUCAUCGCACAGAAAAAACAAAAAUAAAAAAAAAAAAAUGAGGAUUUGAAAUUGUAACCCGAAACCUGGGUUUAAAUGCAGAGAAUUUUAACGUUUCAAGCAAUAAAUUUUAUAAUACGUGUCAUGAAUUUUUCAAGUUUAAGUAAUGAUUUUUAAAGUUCAAAUAUCAAUCUUUCUUCAUAAUUAAUAAAUUUUAAUAUUUAUCUUAUAAUUAUUGACGUGUUAAUUAUAAAUAAAAGAAUUACUAUUUAGAAUGACAGUACAUUGUGAAAAAUUCGCGGAGUGAAUACGGAGUAAAUCCGGAGUGAAUGAAUUUUUAAUUAUUCACUCUACUCGGAGUGAAAUUCACUCCGCAGGGGAGUUUUCGCGGAGUAGAUAAAUUUUUUAUUAAAUUAAUCCCUCCGGAGUGAAAUUCACUCCGGAGCGGAGUUUUGAAAAUAUUAUUAAUAAAAUAUAACUCCACAUAAUAAAAUCGAAGUAAAAAUUCGCGUAUUACAUUAUUGAUCAGCUGAUAUGCACACACAUACACACAUACAUAUUUAGGCACACACGCGCACUCGCACACACACGCACGCACACAUUUGUACACACGCACACAUUUGCACACACGCACACAUUUGCACACACGCACACAUUUUCACACACGCACACAUUUUCACACACGCACACAUUUGCACACACGCACAAAUUUUCACACACGCAUGAAUUUGCACACACGCACACAUUUGCACACUCGCACACAUUUGCACACACCCACAAAUUUGCACACACGCACAAAUUUUCACACACGCACACAUUUGCACACACGCACACAAACACCUGCUCACACCCAAACACACACACACACACACACACACACACACACACACACACACACAUUGUUUAGCAGUUUCAUAUAAAUUAAUAUAAAUUUAUUUAAGUACUCAAACUCCGGACCGGAGUGAAUUGGGAGUGAAAUAAAAUCCGCGUCGCUCCGAGAUCACUCCGCUAAAAAAAAACUCCCAAUUCACUCCGCAUGCGGAGUGAUUUUUUUUAAAACUCCGGAACUCCGAGUGGCGGAGUGAAUUCGGAUUUUAUUUCACUCCCAAUUCACUCCGAAUUUUUUACAGUGUACUUACUGAUUACUUUAUCAGUAUAUUACUUGUUGUCAAAAAUGUAUAUUGUUAAUUUUUAUCCGUGCACACAGAAAAAAAAGUUGACUUGAUUCAAGUAAGAUAUUCUUGGACCAAGAAUACUAGUUUGAAGAAUGCCAUUUUUUUUUUGCUUCAAGAAUUGUUAUCUUGGCUCAAGGAGUUUCAGGAUUCUUACAUCAAGAAUUGUUUAUGCUUGGUUCAAAAGUACGUUUCUUUCACAGAAUAAAUCUAACUCUCAAACCAAGUUACAGAUUUACUAUUCUUUUGGUCGGUUAGUUGUAGUUAGUUUGGCAUUGUAAGUUCACAAUUUGAACAUCAAAACAUAAAUCUCGCGGUUGAUAAUUAUUUUUGUUUAAUGUAUAUAAAUUUAAACAGAUUUCGUUAUGAUGAAGGGAGGAUGUCCCUGAAGAUCGGAACGUUUCUCGCGGAACGAAAAUAAGAAAAAAGAAAUGAAAAGUAAAAAAUCUACUGGAUCUAGAUGUCGGAAAUGUUUUGCAUGUCACCCGAAAAUAACAGGCCACCCCCCAACAACCCCUUAAGUCGCCUUGAGACACAAAUUUCAUGAAUUAUUUCGAUUUUCGUUGCGUCAAAAACGUUCCGAUCUUCAUGUGCUUAAGGGAGGGUGAGGCACGACGGCCCUCUUAAGCCGGUAAUAAUUUUUUAUGGCUUUGAAUCUCUAGGUCAACCUAAUUUGGUCCUACCUUAAUCAAAUCUAUUAAGGUUUUACCAAAACUCAAAGAUUAAUUUUCGGUAACAGCUACCAAUUGCCAAUCGGUAGCUGAUUAAAUCGGUAAAUUAUGAGUUACUUUAUAAUUUAUUCGUUCAAAAAGUAUAAUUUGAUUG
Microplitis mediator is the source of this 3986-nucleotide messenger RNA. RefSeq lists its product as uncharacterized. The transcript is spliced from 3 exons. The coding region runs from base 98 to 2059 and encodes 653 amino acids. NCBI's taxonomy places the organism in Eukaryota, Metazoa, Arthropoda, Insecta, Hymenoptera, Braconidae. The record is from RefSeq and is a predicted model, not a curated record.